Molecule: messenger RNA, 1924 nt
Organism: Carica papaya (papaya)
Lineage: Eukaryota; Viridiplantae; Streptophyta; Magnoliopsida; Brassicales; Caricaceae
Source: RefSeq, a predicted model, not a curated record
AUUGUUCAUAAAAUUUUUUUUGGGUGAAUUGCAGGUUUUUGAAUGCUGGGAUAUUUGGGAAUGGGACAGAAUCAUGCCAUACACUGUCGAAAUCAGCAACAAGAGCAGCAAUGCUGGUGAGGAUCAACACUCUGUUGCAGGGCUAUUCAGGAAUCAGAUUUGAGAUCUUGGAAUCCAUAACCAAAUUUCUCAACCACAGUAUCACUCCCUGUUUACCUCUCAGAGGCACCAUCACUGCCUCCGGUGACCUUGUUCCCCUCUCCUACAUCGCCGGACUUUUGACUGGCCGACCAAACUCCAAAGCCGUUGGUCCUAAUGGAGAAGCUCUUAACCCAUCAGAAGCUUUUCACCUUGCUGGAAUCGAUGGUGGGUUCUUCGAGUUGCAGCCUAAGGAAGGACUGGCUCUUGUCAAUGGCACUGCUGUUGGAUCUGGGUUGGCUUCAAUCGUGCUUUUUGAUGCUAACAUUCUGGCGAUUCUCUCAGAAGUUUUAUCAGCCAUUUUUGCAGAAGUCAUGCAAGGGAAACCUGAGUUUACAGACCAUCUUACUCAUAAACUCAAACACCAUCCUGGUCAGAUUGAAGCUGCUGCUAUAAUGGAGCAUAUUUUGGAUGGAAGCUCUUUUGUCAAAGCAGCUCAGAAGCUACACGAAUUGGAUCCUUUACAGAAGCCUAAACAAGACAGGUAUGCUCUGAGAACCUCCCCACAAUGGCUUGGCCCUCAGAUUGAAGUCAUUAGAACAGCAACCAAGAUGAUUGAAAGAGAGAUCAAUUCUGUCAAUGACAACCCUUUGAUUGAUGUCUCAAGAAACAAAGCUUUACAUGGAGGAAAUUUCCAAGGAACCCCAAUUGGAGUUUCCAUGGAUAACACCCGGUUGGCCAUCGCUUCAAUUGGAAAACUCAUGUUUGCUCAGUUCUCCGAGCUGGUAAAUGAUUUUUACAACAAUGGGUUGCCAUCAAAUCUUUCUGCAAGUCGUAAUCCCAGUUUGGAUUAUGGAUUCAAAGGUGCAGAAAUUGCCAUGGCUUCUUACUGCUCAGAACUGCAAUAUCUUGCAAACCCUGUCACUACCCAUGUACAGAGUGCUGAGCAACAUAAUCAAGAUGUGAACUCUCUGGGACUAAUCUCCUCCAGGAAGACAGCCGAAGCUGUUGAUAUAUUAAAACUCAUGUCUACAACGUUCUUAGUUGCUCUCUGCCAAGCCAUUGAUUUAAGGCACUUGGAGGAGAACUUGAAGAACACAGUGAAGAAUUCAGUGAGCCAAGUGAUUAGAAAAGUCUUAUUCAUGGGGGACAAUGGCGAGCUUCACCCAUCAAGGUUCUGUGAAAAAGACUUGCUCAAAGUGGUGGACAGGGAGUACCUAUUUGCAUAUGCUGAUGAUCCAUGCAGCGCCACCUACCCAUUAAUGCAAAAGCUCCGACAAGUCCUGGUCGAUCAUGCGCUGAUCAACGCCGACAGAGACAAGAACUCCGGCAGCUCAAUCUUCCACAAGAUCGGAGCUUUUGAGGAGGAGCUCAAGACCCUUUUACCUAAAGAAGUGGAAGGUACCAGGCUAGAAGUGGAGGCUGGAAAUGCAGCAAUUCCAAACAGGAUUAAGGAAUGCAGGUCAUACCCGCUUUACAAGUUUGUGAGGGAGGAGCUGGGAACUGGUUUGCUCACCGGCGAGAAGGUCCGGUCCCCGGGAGAAGAGUUUGACAAGGUUUUCUCGGCGAUGUGUGCAGGGAAGAUGAUCGAUCCAUUGCUGGAUUGUCUCAAGGAGUGGAAUGGGGCACCUCUUCCCAUCUCCUAAGAAACUUAUUGCUUACAAAUAUUAUAUAUAUAUAUAUAUAGCUUUGCUGUAUUUACUAUACAGAUCUUUGCACCUGGAAAGAGACUCAUGAAGCAAACUGUAUGUCGUCUUUGUUUUUAAGUUGAACUUUUCCUUUUCCA